Nematolebias whitei (Rio pearlfish) is the source of this 7203-nucleotide messenger RNA. It is a transcript of the gene map1aa, whose product is annotated as microtubule-associated protein 1Aa. Bases 151 to 7188 code for a protein of 2345 amino acids. Gene Ontology annotation, molecular function: microtubule binding; actin binding. Gene Ontology annotation, cellular component: microtubule; dendrite; microtubule associated complex. The record is from RefSeq and is a predicted model, not a curated record. Lineage: Eukaryota; Metazoa; Chordata; Actinopteri; Cyprinodontiformes; Rivulidae. Gene Ontology annotation, biological process: dendrite development; regulation of microtubule depolymerization; microtubule cytoskeleton organization. The transcript has 3 exons.
GACGUCUUGUCCAAGCCCUCUUUUAUAGCAGCAGACCAGGCUUACAGUUUCUUGUCAGGGGGCUGGAGCUCCCUGGGCCAAAGCCAGGAGCAGCAGCCAAGUAAAACCCUUACUGGAUAUUGUCUGAGCCCAAAAGCCCUCUGCCCUGACAUGGAUGAAGACACAGAGUUAGAGUACGUCUCUGAAACAGCAGACGUACCAUCGCCCUUUGAGCUCCUAGAACCUCCGACCUCUGGAGGGUUUCUGAAGCUGUCCAAACCCUGUUGCUACAUCUUCCCUGGAGGCAGGGGAGACUCUGCAUUGUUCGCGGUUAAUGGAUUUAACAUCCUGGUGGAUGGAGGAUCUGAGAGGAAGUCUUGCUUCUGGAAGUUGGUUCGACACCUAGACAGGAUCGACUCUGUUUUACUCACCCAUAUUGGUGCAGACAACCUCCCCGGCAUAAAUGGAUUGUUCCAGAGGAAGAUCGCAGAGCAGGAGGAAGAGCGUAACCAAGGAUCUGGCUCCAGAGGUAAUGGUGACUGGAUGAAGAACCUGAUCUCCCCUGAGCUUGGGAUUGUGUUUUUUAAUGUUCCAGAGAAGCUAAGGAUGCCAGAGCCCUCACUGAAGGUCAAACGAAGCAUUGAAGAAGCAUCUCUGACAUUACAGUACCUCAACAAGCUUGGCAUCACACCUGAGCCGCUUCACAGGGUAGUCAGCAACACUAUCGAACCUAUCACACUGUUCCACAAACUGGGCGUAGGAAAGUUAGAGAUGUAUGUCUUGAACCCUGUAAAAGAAAGCAAAGAGAUGCAGUUCCUGAUGCAAAAAUGGGCAGGAAAUAGCAAAGCCAAGACAGGAAUUAUGAUGCCAAAUGGAAAAGAAGGAGAAAUUUCUGUCCCCUAUUUGACAUCAGUCACUGCAUUAAUUGUUUGGAUACCACAUCGACCAACAGAAAAGAUAGUCCGGGUGCUGUUCCCAGGAAAUGCACCACAAAAUAAAAUCUUUGAGGGCCUUGAGAAACUGAAACACCUAGACUUUCUGCGAUACCCAGUCGCCACUCAGAAAGACAUCUCAUCUGGUGCGCCACUGCCGAUCGUUAAACAAGCUAAAACGAGAUCAAGAACGGAUAGCAAAGAGAGUCUCAAAUCUUCUCCCAAACUACACUCUAAAGCAACCAAAAAGGAAACCAUUGGACAGGAGGAAGAAAUAAAGAGUGACACCACUAAGGAGAAUAAAGUUGAAAAGAAAGAAGAGAAGAAAUUCAAAAGUGACAGUCUGAAAGCCACCAAACAGCAGAAAAACAGUGAAGUGGCCCCUGGAGCAGCUAAGACAGCAAAAAAGAAGACAUCCAAGGAAAAAACUUCCAAGCAAGAGACAGGAUCUAAGAUGGAUGAAAAGAAAGACAAAGAGAAAAAAGAAACCAAAAAAGAAAAAGUAAAGAAAGACGAAAGUAUAAAAAAGCAAGAGAAAAAGGAGAGUAAUGCAAAGGAGGACAAAAAGAAAGACUCUGUGAAACAUGAACUAAGAAAAAUCACCAAACCUGACUUGAAGCCACUCACCCCUGAAGUGAGAAAGACUCUGCACAAAGCCAAAAGUCAGGCCAAACCCAAGACAGACAAAAAUAAAAUGGUUAAAGAGGAAGCACAUGAGAAAAAGCCAGUUCCCAAGAACAUUCCUGAAGACAUUGCAGCAGCAACACAGAUCGACAGACACAUCGUAUCUUCACCCGAGGACCUCACAGAGGACUUUGAGGCUCUAAGACAGGAGGAGAUGUCCAAACAGAAGACUGAUUCUGUCCAGAGUGAUGUCAUGUCAGGAUUGCCAGUGAUCGCUGAUACUGAAGUUUCUUCCUCAGCUACUGAUAUACAAUCCACUGCACCCACCGCUCCCUUCAACCACGAAGAAGAAACCAAAGACAAAGGUGCAUCAGAACAGGGUGCAGCUACACAAAAGAUGGCUGUGAUUGAAGGUUUUGAUAAAAAGUAUGAGGAGGACAAAAUGAAGAAGUAUGACAAAUAUUUAGUAAAGGAAAAUAUAUCAGACAGAACAAAGAAAAGUGAGAGCUCAGAGGAAGAAGGGGAUGUAAUUGAAAAGGCUGAGCUAGAAGAUAUAGAAGAUGAUAAGAUCUUAAAGUUUAAAACAGAUGAGGGAAAAAAGGACAAAAAUGGAGAGAAGUGGGACACCAAACCAACUGGGCAAACAUCCUUAACAGCUGCAGCAUCAGUAACACCCUCCGCCUCUGAGCAGCUCUCUUUCAUUCAGGAUGAGACCAUCCCUGGGUAUUCAGAGACUGAGCAGACAAUCUCCGAUGAAGACAUCCAUGAAGACACAGAAGACAGGAUCCCUCAGCUGCGCUAUGAUGUGGCUGCUUAUGAUAUUUCUGUUCCUGACAUUCCUGGUACCUUUGACACCAUGCAUGGUAUUAAAGAAAUGAAGAGCUCUGCAGUUUUGGAAGUUGCAGAUGUUAAGCCCAAAGCUUUUAUUGGAGUCCAUGAGCCUGAGUUUGUACCUUACUCUGCCAUCAUUGCUGCUCCUCUUGCUGAGGAGGAGCACAUCUCCUCUGCAACAUCUAUCACAGAGUAUGACAAACUGUCUUCCUUUGCCACAUCUGUGGCUGAAGACCAGUCGAUUGCCUCAGUGACGGCACCUCAGACCGAAGACGCUGUAAGAAAUUCACUCUUGUUGGACACCAUCAACAGCGCUCCAUCACGUGCAGAGGCCGCCCAAGGAAAGGACUACCUUUACUCUGCAGGAACCAUCUCUCCCACCUCUUCACUUGAAGAUGACAAAUGCUUUAAGUCUCCUUCCUCUGACGAAUAUCAGCCCAACAUUCCAGAGAUAGAGGCUGAGUCGAAGGUGAAAUCAGUCCCCGAAGAAGAGGAAGACGAUGAAGAUGAGGACGAGGAUCAGACUCCAAAUGUUGACAUCCCUCUGAGUAAACUUCAAGAGGGCUAUGAACAUGCCGCCUCCAUGAUGCGCCAGGAAAGAGAAAAAUUCUCUCCUCCAGUCAGUCCGGUUUUGGUUAUGAAGGAAAACCAGCCUCUCGUUGGUACAGACACAUUCAUGACUCUCACUGAGACAAAGCGUGCUUCACCUCCUCCAUCUUUCUCCUUUGUCCCAGAGUCCCACUCCAGGCAAGAAAGUGAGGAAAGAUGCUUAAGUCCUGAGGACAGCACCAUGAAACUAGCUUCACCCACGCAGUCUAUGCCCACAAGUAGCAGCUACUCUCCAACAGAGGAAAAAACAUUCAGGACAGGAGAAAAAGAGGAAGGAGUGACUGAUGUGAAAGCUGACAUCCAGAAAACUGAAAGAUCAGUCACCAUCUCAGACAAUACCUCCUGUAUUGGCUUGCCAGGUGACAAAACCACAUUUGAAGUGUCUGAGGAUUCCAAUGAAGACAGUGAGGAUGAAUAUUACAUUCAAAAGGAAUUACAGCCAACUGUAAAAGCAAAACUCAUGGAAGCAAAAGAGGGUUGCUUUUUAGAUGAUGACUUCUUGUUUGAAGGGAAAAUGUCAAAAACAGAAACAGAAGUUAAAGGUUCAGACAAGUCAGGAGUGUCCUUUAGCACAACAGAGAAACCAAAACCACAAGAGAUGUUUUCUGAUGAAGAGGAUGAAAAUAAUGACAAUUUCCCAAGUGGGACAGGAACAAACCCUUUUUCAAAUGAUAAAGACAAAGUUGAGAAAAAAGAAGUGACCAUCAAAGAGCCAGAGAAAAGUGUUCAUUUUAGUCUUCAUGAUUUUCCAGAGAAGGAGGGCAGAGAAAGGGUAGCUUAUACAAGACAAGACACACCGUACGUGCACGGUAAAACAUUCUCUUAUGGAGAUCUUUAUGACAGCAAAACCAGCUCAGAGGAAUCUGAUUUGUAUCACCAAGACUCUGACGAUAAAGUGGAGCAUGAACCUGCAAAAAGAGAAGUGGAUUUGCCCAAACAUGAGCCUUUGGCACAAGUCAAGAUCAUGGACAAGAAGACAGAAAAGGAAUCCACUACAUCUUCAUGGCUGGACUCUAAGACAGAUUCUGCUACUGGUCAUUUUGAAAAAGAGACCAAAGAAAAAGAAACACUUAAAUACUGUCAAGCUAGCAAUUUCCCAUCUGUGGCUGACAGACCUGAAGCUUUGACCACUUCUUUGUCAUCAGAACAAAACUCCAUUUUGAAAAGCCAAACCGAUAGCACAAAGUCUUUGGCAUUCUCCACAGUGACAUCUGAUAUUUUUGGCUACAGCGAGAAAGAAGCAUGUUUAGAGGUGAAUAUGCAAAAGCUAACUGCAAGGGAUGAAGAGGAUUAUGAUGAUGAUGUAGUCAUUGAUGAUGAUGAUGAUGAUGAGGAGGAGGAGGAGGAGGAGGAGGAGGAGGAAAUGGAGGAGGAAGAUGAAAGCAGUGCUGAUUCUGAUAUUGAGAAAGGUGCCAAAGAGAAGUCUGAGAAGGAAGUAAAAGGUCCAGUAAGUCAAAUGUUUAGCUCAGAUAGACCCGAGUUCAUGGUUUCUAUGGUUGGAUAUGGUUUUAACAGUCAGGGGAAGCUGACUGUCAACAACAGCAGCUUAAGUUCUCUUCUAAAGACUGAGGACGAAACUAAGACUGAAUCCACAUCUAUCAGUGGAGAGCCAAUGGAUUUACGAGCCACAAGUUUCUCUGCUUAUUCUUCAGGAUUUGAAUACUCACACGAAAGAGACAGGAAAGAGCCAUUCUUACUAAAUCAGACUAGAGACACAGGAAAACAAGAUUUUACCUUGAAGUCCAGAGAGGACAGUUGUUACCAAAGCGACAGAGACAAUCUUGAAUUUGAGAAGCAGAAGGCACCUGAUGUACUGAGAAAGAGCUCUCUGGAAACUAGUUUUCAGUAUACAACCACAGCUGGCCCUGGGUACUCCUCCUCUUCAGCCUACAGCUACUCUUCUUCCACCUCAGGCUCCCUCUCCACCAGCCGACAAUUCGGAGAGGAGCUAGAGACACCUGCUUCUGCUGAGCCCCUCUUUGAGUACUCUUCCUUUAAAGAAGAACAGUCCUUGGUCAUGAAUUCUCCCUUCUCCAGCUCAGCUGGCACCAAAGAUGACUAUCUGGAAGUUUCAGAGAAACAAAUCACUGUAACAACCACAGCAGAAUCUAGUUUACCUAGUUUCUCACACAUCAGUCCAUCUGAGGAGUUCAAAACCUUCUCUUCACUCUCAUCCACUGUUGUUUCUGAAGACAAGAAGGAACAUACAGCUCCAAUAGGUGGAGUUCCUGAUAAAGGUUCUGUGUCUGACUGCUUCUAUAAGCCUGAGUGGUCUAAAGAAACCAAGCUGGACACAGCUGCUGGAUUUUCAGCCUCAGCAAGUCCUUUCUUAGACUUCUCCAUUGACAAAGAGGCAGCCAGUGCUGCUCUGUAUGGCGUCACUUCCUCUCCUCGCCCAGACAUUGAAGGCAAGCACUACUUUGAGGAGACUGACAGUAGUGAGGAGGAGGAGGAGGAAUAUGUGCAUGAAAUUACUCGCAGGUCUCCUUCCAGUGGUUUGACUGGAAGCCUCCCAUUUUCUGGUAAGCCCAUCACUCCAGCAUCAAGUGAAAAAACGAGCGAUGCACUUCCAGAUAUUCUUGGCUCCUACAUGUCAGCACCUCUUCACACCAGCAAGUCAGACAAAACAAAAAGUCCCACAGAGGUCAUUGCAAGCACCAAUCUCCUUGUUGGAGUAGCAGCUUCAGGCUCAGCCAAACUGGAGUCCAGAGAGGGUGCAACAAGUUAUGUCAGGAAUUCAUAUGAGUGGGAAAUGUCAAAGCCUCAGAUGGGUAUGGUACCUGGAGAUUCCCCUCCUCAUUACCGACAUGAUGAUGAAUUUGAGGAAGAGUGUGAGAUGGAGCCAGCGCACCCUGCUCGUCCACUUUCACUUGUUUCAACUGAUCAGCCAUUCCACUCACAGUUUUAUGCAGAAGAGUGCAGCCAAGGUGAGCAGGAUGAUGAUGAAGAUGAUGAUGAUGACAGCAAUCAGGAUGCACCGAUAGGAGCAACCUCCUCUUAUACGAGUCGCACCUCUCCAGGAUAUUCAUCCUCAGAGUACAGGCAACGCAAAGAAGACCUGUCGCCCUCCUUCAUCAACCCCUGCAUGCGUCAGUUUUCCACAGAUGAGGAUGAUGAGGAGGAAGGUUGCAGGAGUGAUCAGUCACAGGAGGGUCAUGAGCAUGACCUGUCAGUGAAGAAAAGGGCUCACAAACAGCCCCAUUUGCAUCAGUCCCACAGUAGGGACAGUAGCUCUUUGCAUCAAGUUGGUGGGCUGUCAGCAGGGUUUGGUCUGGCUACAGAGGAUACUCCACCAACCUCUAUCAGUGAGCCUCUAGGCUCUCAGUCGGACUCUGAUGUCCCUCCAGGCACAGAAGAGUACCCGUCAGUUGCUGGUGAAGGCAACAUGGACUCGGAUGAAGAUGGAGAUUACAUGCCUGUUGAUAAAUCUACCACAGGAGGAGGUAGCCACCACUCUGCCUCCAGGAGGAACCAUGACCCUCCUCCUGCUCCUCUCAUGGACCCUUUCCCUCACCCUCCUCACCCAGAUGUUUGCAUGGUGGACCCAGAAUCUUUGGACAAAAGCUCUCUUAAGAAAGAACCCAAAGCAAAAAGCUUGAAGAAGUCUUCGGGGAAAACCAAAUCAGCAUCUCCAGCUAGGCGCAAGAGAUCUCCCAUGCCCGUCAAACAAACGCCGUCUCCACGCAGUGCCUCGUUGAAGAAAAAAGAGACUGACAAAAGUUCACGCAUGUCUCGUCUGUCAGAUGUUCAAGGCACCAAAGAGGAUGACCUCUCCAGAUCGAGCUACAACCCCGGCAAAGGGCUAACAAAUGGUGUCAAGAGCAGCUCAGGCUCUCAGAAAUCCGGCUCUCCAGCUGCUCUUGGCCUUCCCAUUUAUGUGGACUUGGCCUACAUUCCUAACCACUGCAGUGCCAAGAAUGUGGACCAGGAGUUCUUCAAACGCAUUCGCUCUGCCUACUACGUAGUGAGCGGAAAUGAUGCCGCCGGGGGUGAGCCGAGCCGAGCGGUCCUUGAUGCUUUGUUGGAUGCCAAAGCUCAGUGGGGAUCAAACUUACAGGUUACGCUGAUCCCGACCCACGACACGGAGGUGACUCGUGACUGGUAUCAGCAGACACACGAGAGGCAGCAGGAGCUCAACAUCAUGGUUCUGGCUUCCAGCAGCACAGUCGUCAUGCAGGACGAGUCUUUUCCAGCGUGCAAGAUCGAGUUUUAAGAUUCUUUCUCUCCU